This is a messenger RNA of Neltuma alba, 1533 nucleotides long. RefSeq lists its product as uncharacterized. The transcript is spliced from 5 exons. Bases 226 to 1428 code for a protein of 400 amino acids. Lineage: Eukaryota; Viridiplantae; Streptophyta; Magnoliopsida; Fabales; Fabaceae. The record is from RefSeq and is a predicted model, not a curated record.
UACGACGGAGACCCUUCGACAGAGGCACUGCGACACCAGGAGCCAUUCCGCGCAAGUGAGCCGUUCCGACGAAGAAGGUGUCGCGUUGCACGAAGGUUUUAGCUAGGGUUCGAAAAUUUUGCAAAGUUAGGCACAAGAGUAGGGAGUUGCUAGUGGGUAAAUGCAGUGAAUCUCGUCUAAUAUAAUACGGAACUUGUCAAGCAUCAGCAAAUUUGAAUUAACUUGAUGGAGAGUUCUGAAGAAGAAAAAGAUGCUGUUUCUGGGGCUCAUGCUAUACCCUUGGAAUUGAGCCGUUUAGCAUCUAAUGGUGCAAAAUUUGUAGAUGAAGUACUUAAUGGUCAUAAUCAACGCUGUAUGGAAAACUUUCGCAUGGAUAAGCAUGUUUUUUACAAGUUGUGUGAUAUUUUGCAAGCCAAGGGCUUACUGCGUCACACAAAUCGAAUCAAAAUUGAGGAGCAACUGGCCAUAUUUAUGUUUAUAGUUGGUCAUAAUCUGAGGACUCGGGCUGUUCAAGAGCUAUUCCGUUAUUCUGGAGAAACCAUCAGUCGUCACUUCAACAAUGUUUUGAAUGCAAUAAUGUCAAUUUCGCUCGAUUUUUUUAAGCCUCCAGGCUCUGAGGUUCCUUCAGAAAUUGUUGAAGAUCCUAGGUUCUACCCAUAUUUUAAGGAUUGUGUGGGAGCAGUUGAUGGUAUACACAUGCCGGUGAUGGUUGGUGUAGAUGAGCAUGGACCUUUCCGCAAUAAGAAUGGUUUACUUUCACAACAUGUUCUGGCAGCUUGCUCGUUUGACCUCAAGUUCCAUUAUGUUUUGGCUGGCUGGGAAGGAUCUGCUUCUGAUUUGCAAGUUUUUAAUUCAACAAUCACAAGGCGGAAUAGGUUACAGGUCCCUGAAGAAAUAAGUGAAGGUUAUCAUGAUACAGGCAAAUUCUACCUUGUAGACGACAAGUAUCCAAACGUGCCAGGCUUUGUUGCUCCUUACUCAGAUAUUCCCUACCACUCUAGGGAGUUUCCCAGCGGUUAUCACCCACAGGAUGAAAGAGAAUUGUUCAAUCUAAGACACUCAUUGUUACGAAAUGCUACUGAUCGAGCUUUCGAGGUAUUAAAGGCACGAUUUCCUAUAUUGAUGGCGGUUCCUCCCUACCCAUUGCAAACGCAAGUAAAGCUGGUAGUGGCAGCAUGCGCGUUACACAAUUAUAUCCGCAUGGAGAAACCAGAUGAUUGGCUUUUCAAAAUGUAUGAACAGAAUGUUUCACUUCAAAUGGAAGAAUCACUACCCCCAAUAGAGGUUGAACAACCAAAGUCAGAUAUUGAUAUGCAGUCUCUGGAAGACACUUUUGAUGCAGAGCAACUUGAACUUGCUGCGCAGUUAAGGGACUCUAUUGCAGCUGAAAUGUGGAAUAAUUUUAUCCAUUCCAUGUCUCCUAGUUAAUGUCUUUUGCAUCAUUUUGUUAGGCUAGGUUUGAAAUUUACUUAGGGUGCACAGGAGAUGAAAGGAUUUUGAUUUUGAGAGUCAUAUUGACAUUGGCAUCAUUUU